AUGGGGAACCCUGGCCUUCCUAAUCAUGAAAAUCUUUACGGGAGUCAUCCAGUGUACCUUGAAAUGAGAAAUGGUCAAGCACACGGAGUUUUGCUAUGGAAUAGCAAUGGUAUGGAUAUAAAGAUCGAUCAGGACUCGGAUGGCCAGUAUUUGGAGUAUAAUAACGAUGGUGGCGUUCUUGGUUUCUAUUUCGUAUCUGGACCUCAACCUGCAGAUGUCUCCCGCCAGUACGCUGAAAUCAUUGGAAAGAGCAGUCUUACUGGACGUAUGGCUUUCAUCAAUGCAGGUACGGGAGAUGUCUAUAGAGUGGCUGAGGUAAUUUAUAAUUACUCGGCGGCCAGAAUUCCGCUUGAAACUAUGUGGACUGAUAUCGAUUAUAUGAAUUUACGACGAACAUGGAACUUGGACCCAGAUCGAUUUCCAUUGGAGAAGAUGCAAGAGCUUGUUACGUAUCUUCAUGAUCACCAGCAACAGUACAUUCUCAUGGUUGACCCUCCAGUUUCGUUGAAUGACAGUACAUCCUGGCAAAACGCUAUAGACUCUGACGUGCUCAUGAAAAACUCCUCCGGGGAAGUCUAUGUUGGAGGCAUGUGGCUAGGCCCUGUUGGUUACGUUGACUGGUUCCAUCCAAACUCUCAAUCAUUCUGGAGCGGCCAAAUCACCACCUUCUUUGAUGAUGAGUCUGGUGUUGGCGUUGAUGGCAUUUGGAUCGAUAUGAAUGAGGUACAUCUUCCCCUCGCACUGUUUCUGCAGCAUGCUUACUCUGCCACUUCAGCCGGCCAACUUCUGUGCUCCUUGCUCCAAUCCCUACACGGAGAGUGCUCCGGACUCCCCAGCACUUCGCACGUCAUGGGAACCUCUACCCGGAUUCCCAGCCGAUUUAUUGCCCCAGACAACUCUGGUCAAGCGACUGGCUCUCUUUAUCUGGAUGAUGACAAGAGCUUGAAUUCGACUAGCAGUGACAUCGCUUUUAGCUAUGACAACGGCCAUUUAGUUGUGAAUGGCACAUUUGGUUAUAGCACCAAUCUCCAAGUCAUUUCUGCCAAGGUUUUGGGGAAUGAUACUGGUGUGGCAUUCAAUUUCACGAAACCACCGAACGCCCCUUGGACUGUCGAUAUCAAUUGAUACAAUUGAUCAGCGCUG
Messenger RNA from Talaromyces proteolyticus, 1143 nucleotides. RefSeq names its product glycosyl hydrolases family 31-domain-containing protein. The transcript has 2 exons. Gene Ontology annotation, molecular function: hydrolase activity, hydrolyzing O-glycosyl compounds; carbohydrate binding. The record is from RefSeq and is a predicted model, not a curated record. Lineage: Eukaryota; Fungi; Ascomycota; Eurotiomycetes; Eurotiales; Trichocomaceae. Gene Ontology annotation, biological process: carbohydrate metabolic process. Bases 1 to 1125 code for a protein of 374 amino acids.